This is a messenger RNA of Penaeus vannamei (Pacific white shrimp), 3334 nucleotides long. Its product is annotated as mitotic spindle assembly checkpoint protein MAD1. Gene Ontology annotation, biological process: mitotic spindle assembly checkpoint signaling; attachment of mitotic spindle microtubules to kinetochore. NCBI's taxonomy places the organism in Eukaryota, Metazoa, Arthropoda, Malacostraca, Decapoda, Penaeidae. Gene Ontology annotation, cellular component: nuclear envelope; mitotic spindle; kinetochore. The record is from RefSeq and is a predicted model, not a curated record.
CGCCCUCCGGACACAAACAAACGGGCUCCGACGCCAAACACGGCACUGCCUCUCUCUUCCUAAUCCCCGUAAUACGUGCAAUAAGACAAAUUCAACAAAAUGGAUGGGUCGCCGGAACCAACGGUGAUAGCGAGGACUCUGAAGGACUUUAACCAGUUUAUAUUCAGUGGCAAGAAGAGUGGAGACUCGUCUGUGGGGAGGGACUCGCGGCAGAAACUCAACUUCUCUGAGGCUUUUAGUGAUUCCUCGAGUAUUUUUGAGGAUGACUCGAGAACCAGCGUCGGAAGGUCAAGGAAGAGGCAGAUCGAUGAAAUGACAGGAUUAGACAUCUCAAAAAGGUUUCGAGAAAAGGACAGUCAGAUCAUAGAUGCAAAAACCACCAUAAACAGACUCGAAGGGCGCAUUCAUAACAUGGAACUGUCGGCCAAGAAAGCAAAAGCAGAAAUGGAAGAAGAAUUGGAAAGAUUUAAACGGAAGCAGCUGAGAGACAAAGAAUUGAUAGAUGACCUACAACACAAGAUCAAGCAGAUGCAGGCUAAGGAACGUGAGAUCCAAGGGACCGCCCACAAAGUGAAGGAGGAGUACACAGCCACCAGCUGGGAGACAGAGAGCAAGAUGAUCAACAUGCAACGGGAACACAUUGAGCAGUGCAACCGGCUCCAGGAGGAGAUCACAAGUCUUCGCCAGAAAGCACUGUAUCUUGAAAGAGUGAUGGAAGAAAAGACAUCGCAGGUUGACCUCGCACAGUCCUAUGUACAAGAUUUGGAAAAACAACUUGCAGUUGCCCAGCACAAGCUCAGAGAUUCAGGUGCAAGUCAGUUUGAGACAGAGGCACUAAAACUGCAGCUUGAUCAAGCGAAGUCAAAAAUUAAAAAACUGGAAAUGCACCAGGAGGAACUAGAGAGUUUGCAGAGCAAAUCAGAGGUAUUUGAAACAACAGUGCGCAAGCUUCCUGCCCUGGAAAAAGAAAUUGCCAAAUUGAAAGAAGAAAACAAGUUCUUGAGAGAGACAGCAAUGAACACUCAGCUUCUUGAAGAGAGGCUGACAAAUGCUCAGCAUCAAGUGCAGCUGCUUGAAAGUCGAUGUCAAGACAGUGCUUUGAUGCAAGCCAAAGCUGACUCCUACAAGGAUGCGCUGCAGCAAUAUGAGAAAGUUGUCAGUGAGGAGCUGGGUUUACCUCAAGCAACUGCUUAUGAUUUACAAAAGCAAUUGAUGAAACUAAAGCAGGGAGACCAAACGAUAGCGGAAGGCAUUGCAGAACUGCGUGCAAGCCAAAAGUCGUUGGAAAGUAGCAGAGCGUCAGAAAGUGCUCAGCUGUCAAGUCUCAGAGCGAAGCUGGAGAAACAACAGAGAAAUACUCAACAGAAUGCCCAGCUUAUUAAAAGAUUACAGAGAAAGCUUAUGCUUGUAACAAAGGAACGUGAUAGUUUGAAGAGCAUUCUUACUUCCUAUGAGUCUGAGGUGACUAUCAACUACUCAACGGUGAGCCAGGAAAGAAUUGUGAAGUUAGAGACACAGCUGGAGUCUUACAAGGAGGAGCUGCAACGGCUUGAGAAAGAGUUAGAUGCAUUCAACAAGGAGUCUGAGGAAGAGAAGGAUGUUCCUCAGAGAAAGGAUGAUGCAGAGAAAAUUUCUGCCCUUGAGAAGAAAGUGAUUGAACUUGAAAAAGAUAUUGCCAAGUUAACUCAAGAAAAAGAAACCCUGGAGCUGAGACUGGAAAGCCGAGCACUGAAAGGAGAUUAUGACCCCACUAAGACUAAGGUUAUACACUUUGAGAAUAAUCCCUUUGCCAAAGCUGUGGAGAACCGUGCCACAGAAAUUGAGCGGCUACAGACAGAAAAUGAUGCUCUGCGUGAGAGGGUCCGGCUUUUGGAAGAGGGAGAAAUGCAUGACAUUACCCAAAAGGUUGGGAUGAAAGUGAACAGUGAUGGCCCAUCUUCAAAAGAAAUUACAGAACUCCAAGAGAAAAUCACAUCUAUGGAGAUGCGUAAUAAACGCCUUAUGGAGGCCUUCAAGAAGAAAUCUCAAGCGAUACGGGAGGUGAUGUAUCGACUCACUGGCUACAGAGUGGAUGCUUGCUCUGAUAAUCAGUAUAAACUAAUCAGUAUGUAUGCAGAAUCUCAAGCAGACUAUCUGUUGUUUGAGCAAACAAAAAAUAAUGAAUUGCAGCUUCUCGAGACCGAGUUCUCAAGCACGCUGGAAGACAUGAUUGAUGCUUAUCUUCGCCAUGAGAACUGCUAUCCGGCCUUCCUUUCUGCCAUCACCUUGGACCUCUUCAACAGACAGACCAUGGAUCCCCCUCCUGCGUCUUCAAGUGAAGUAGAGGAGGAUGAAGAAGAAGAGGAGGAGGAAGAAGAAGAGGAGGAGGAGGAAGAGGAGGGAGAGGAGGAAGGAGAUGAUCAUGACCAGCAUAUGGGAGAACCCGGACAAGAUAAUAAUGAUGAUGACUUGAUAAUUCUAGACUAGUGUAUAUGUUCUCUGUAAAAUGAGAUAGCUAACAUAUUCUUGAAAGCUGUUGUUAGUAAGCAAAUCAAUACAAAAAGUUCUGUAAAUAUAUUAUCUUUUUUUUGUUUUUUAAAUGUCCAACUACAGUACUGUGAAUACAUCUCAGAAGUGGUCAGUGGUGUAUCAUUAUUACAUAUUAUAAACUUGCAGUACUAGUUUAUGCCACUUUCAAUUCAAUGUUGUUGUUAGGGCAACCGAAAUGAGAUUGGGUUUGCUUGUGAUUUGUAGACUAAAUGUCUGAAGGUGCAUUAGUAUAGAAAUUUUGAGUGCUGAUACUGAUACUCUCAUUAUUUUUAGAUGAAAUAUAACAGUUGGUACCAGUAAUAAGUACAAUAUCAUCAGCAUUGCUUUUCUUUUAAAUGCUCAUAAAAAUCUUUAUUCCGAAAUGAACUAGGAUUUUCCAUCUUGCUGAAAGUCUACACAAUGUGAGGAUGAAUUGAAGGUCAAAGUUUUUGUAAAAAUAGAAUUUAAAAAAGGAAGAAAAGAAAAAUUUCCAGAGUAGUCAAAUGCUUGAAAUGCUUUUCCACUUAAAAAAUAAAACAGUAUAUCAUAUUUAUUCCUAGCAAAGUAUAGGAAAUUUGUUUAUUUUUAUAGCAUGGUAUGUUCAUUAGAAUCCUGUUUCUUUCAAAACAUGGAUCAUAUUAUAAUGAAAAAUAGGACUCUAGUAUGGUGAAAUACUUUCAGAGUGAAGUUCUGUAAAUAUACUUUUAGGUGAGAACCAUUCAGUGGAACUGAUACCAGUACUCUAACAACAAUAGAUGAGGAAUUGUUUUCUAAAAUUUGUAUAUUUCCAUAAUUGUAAGGUAAUAAAAAUAUUAGUAUUGUCUAC